AUGUCGUCUUUUCUUUCCUACAUCCCUGUUGUGAACCGCUUCGUCGGCUCUCAUGCCGCGCCGGCUGUUGUCUUCGACGUCCCACCCGGCGAAGCUCACAAUAUCGAAACGAACCCAGACCGCCGCGCACGAUGUCUAAAGCAUCUUAUCAGGGCAAACCAUGCCAACUACUCAAUCAUUUACCACAAUCUCCAGUUCGAUAAUCACAAUGCUCACGUGCUUUCCUCGGCAUACCUUCUGGGGGCUAAUGAGGAUCAACUCCGUACCAUCUAUGACAAGCAAAUCGCCGAGCUGGAACCUUGGACUGAGUCGCCUUGUGAGAUUACAGAGGAGGACUGGGUCGAUUACCUAGGUGACCGUAACUAUCAGCGGGCCUUUGUCGACUACUUUGAAGAUCAGCUCGUUAUGCGCUUCUCCUACAACUGGAAGAAGCUCUUGGAAAACUACAUGUUCCAAGACAAGAGGCCACUAGUAAGUGGGCUUUUUGGAGGCCUCGGGCAUCCCUUGAUCCACUUGGGUUAUGCAUACGAAAUCAACUGCAAAGAGCUGGCAAUUGAGUCUCUAGCUCUGGCUUCAGUGCAGUUCAACUAUUUGCAUAAGUAUAUCGAUGAUCCUAAAUAUACAAGACCAUCGCCCUUCACUUCACACUCCUUGUCGGAACUUUUGGACAAGGUUAGGGGUGAUAGUCGGUUUGACAACCUAUUCCCCAAGCGCCAACUCGAGAACCUCGACUUGCUUUUCGAAAAGCAUGAAGACCUCUUACUCGAGUACUGGAACGCCUGGGAGAUUAAAGAUCCGGCGAAACAGUUUGAAGAAUGCCAAGAAGCCGCCGUUUCUCUCCUUGUCGCCACAGUUGCGCCAGGAACGCACAGCUACAACUUCUUUUUGGUCCACGUCCUUACUACAAGCCAUGCUAUAAGAGUGUUACUGCCCCUCAUCCCGGGAAAGUUCCAUGAAAGUUUGGUCCGGGGUUGGGUGCUAUACACUUUAGCCAUCUACAUUGCUCUCCUACGACCUCAAAUCGACCCGGACUAUAUUGACCCCUCUACGUUGAAGGGCAGGCACUGGACAUACGUGGAGAACAAAGCACUCACUUCUCCCUGGUCAGCAGAUGCCCACUAUGUCAAAGCUAUCCGCGCAAUGAGAACAGCAGCACACACGUGGGGCGAUGUCCAUGAACGAUAUUUAGCUGCUGCGGCGCCCUCCUCCCAUCCGAUGGCGCCUCCCGCGAAGCGUCGAAGGAAGAAUGUCGUCGAGACGUCCGAUGAUGAACCGGAUCGCCCACAAGACAACUUGCUAACCCGAUUCCUUAAUUCGUCGCCAAAUCCCAAAGCCGCUGCUUCGGCUUCCUCGAGUCGCGCCCCAACUACUUCGCCUAGUCCGCUGAAGAGGGCAACUCGAGGAGCUUUAAGUAGCAAGAAUGGUGCCAAUUUUAGUCCAUCUGCGAGCCCCGAGAAACUACGAAGCCGGCCCCAGAAGAAGGUUAAGAUCGAAGAGAAGGGCAAGACAGCCGACCUCUUGACUCUCUUCUCGAAGCAGGCUCAAAGGUCCCAAGCAUCGACAACGUCCUCCACCAGAGCGAAAACACCCGUCGACGAGAUUACGAGCGACCCGAUUUCCGACGACGAUGAUGUAUCGUACCACAAGGCGCACGCGUCCUCCAUUGUUGGAGAGAAGGCGAGAAAGCGCCUGUUCGGUGACCCACAAAAGACUUCCACUUCUUCGACGCGAAAUCCGACCCAGAUGUUUGUGCGACCGCCGAAACCCACCAGGCUAGGACGCGUGGACGACGAUCUGCGCCCAUGGUCGGAACGAUUUGGCCCCAUAAACCUGGACGAGCUCGCUGUGCACAAGAAGAAGGUAGCCGAUGUGCGCAGGUGGAUAGAGGGCGUUCUUAGCGGGCAACUACGCCAGAGAAUUCUUUUACUUAAAGGUGCUGCUGGCACGGGGAAGACGACCACCGUCCAUCUCUUGGCGAACGACAUGGGCUGCGAGCUUUUAGAGUACAAGAGCCCGCUUGGGAGUUUUGUUCCGGGAAUGCAGUCGCCUUCGGCCCAGUUCGAGGCUUUUCUUGGCCUCGGUGGAAAGUUUGGAGGCUUAGAACUGGAGUCCGGGCCGGAGAACCACCCAAAUACUCCUAGUUCAACGUCGACGGAUCUACAGCGGAUAAUACUCAUCGAAGAGUUUCCCAACACUUUCACGCGCUCAUCGACUGCUCUGACAAGUUUUCGAAAUGCCCUCUUGGCCUAUCUUAAUGAGAACACGCCGUCUGCGGCCGACUUUACUCGGAGACCUAAGAAACCAGUCACCCCCAUCAUACUGGUCGUUUCAGAGACCUUGCUCACAACGACCUCCGCUUCCGCAGAUAGUUUCACUGCCCAUCGCUUACUAGGUCCGGAAAUCAUGAGACAUCCCGGUACAGGGCUUAUCGAGUUCAACGCCAUUGCACCAUCGCUCCUCACAAAAGCUCUAGAAUUAGUGGUUAUGAAAGAGGCAAGGAAGUCUGGGCGGCGGCGAACACCUGGGCCCCAAGUGCUGAAACGCCUCGGGGAAAUUGGUGACAUACGGAGCGCUGUUUCUUCUCUCGAGUUCCUAUGCCUCAAGGGAGACCAGGAUGCCGAUUGGGGCGCAAAGAUUUCGUUUACGAAGUCGAAGAGGGGUGCCAAGGAUGGCAUAGCCUUGACCCGCGAUGAGAUGGAGAGUCUAGAACAGAUCACCCAGAGGGAGGCCAGCCUUGGCAUAUUUCACGCCGUCGGGAAGGUCGUUUACAAUAAGAGGGACGAAGCUCCGGUGGCUGGAGAUCCCGUCGAGACGUUACCAGCUUAUCUUCAGCACUGCGCACGGCCAAAGCGGUCCCAAGUCUCCGUGGAUACGUUGAUUGAUGAGAUCGGAGCCGAUACCGGCACGUUCAUCUCUGCCUUGCACGAGAAUUACGCUUUAUCCUGCGAGUCUUCCUGCCCGGACGACGCCAAUGACCCCAUCGAUUACAUCAACGGCUGCAUUGACGCUUUAUCGGAUAGCGACCUGCUCUGUCCAUCCUGGGAUUCGUUCUUUGGCGGAAGAGGCGCGUCCGGCGCGUAUUUCGGCCGAGACACAGGUAGCCACAUUGUCCGGCAGGACGAGAUGGCCUUCCAAGUGGCCGUUCGCGGCAUGUUAUUCGCGCUCCCUCACCCCGUGAAGCGGAUAGCAUCCGGGCCGGGCAAGAGCUCGGACACGUUCAAGAUGUUCUACCCCACGAGUCUCAAACUUUGGCGUUCGAAGGAAGAGAUGGAAAGUCUAGUCGACGUGUGGUCUACGAAGCUGCUCAACGGCGAGGACAGCCACGCCCACAAUAACCGGUCCAUAACGGACGGUGCCAGCCUCUUCCUUCGCGCCUCUUCCUCUCGGAACCAUCACCAGUCCCCCACCAAAUCCAACAACACGGCAGCCCAGGCCAAUCCCAAGCCAGAAGACGGCGGCACGGCGCCACUCCUCUCCCUCGGCAGCGCAGCCCGCCGCGAGCUCGUGCUCGAAAGGCUCCCCUACAUGGCUCUCAUCGGCCGCGCACGCAAGAAAACCCCGCUGCAGAACUCGACCCUCCGACAGCGCGAAAUUGAAAAGGUCGUGUCCUUCCGCGGCAUCGGCGUGGGGCCUGACGACGAGGCCGAGGCUGACGAUGCCGACGAAUGCGCCGUUGCUGGGGAGGCGUGGGCUACGGACCGGCCUACGGAGGAGGCUUCGCCUAAGAAGAAGGGAUCCGCGGGGAUCAGGGUUAGGGGUGGCGGAGCGGCGGCGGGACUUUCUGCUUCCGUGGCUGGGUUGCAGGUUCAGAAGCUGGUGUUGAGUGAUGAUGAUAUUGAGUCGGACUAA
This is a messenger RNA of Scedosporium apiospermum, 3849 nucleotides long. RefSeq lists its product as uncharacterized. Gene Ontology annotation, molecular function: oxidoreductase activity. Lineage: Eukaryota; Fungi; Ascomycota; Sordariomycetes; Microascales; Microascaceae. Bases 1 to 3849 code for a protein of 1282 amino acids. The transcript has 5 exons. The record is from RefSeq and is a predicted model, not a curated record.